Molecule: messenger RNA, 351 nt
Organism: Nicotiana tabacum (common tobacco)
Lineage: Eukaryota; Viridiplantae; Streptophyta; Magnoliopsida; Solanales; Solanaceae
Source: RefSeq, a predicted model, not a curated record
AUGAGGUGUGAAUUGCUUCUUGGAGUUGCUUGCUUGAACCCGGUUAACUCUUUUUCAAGUUUUGACAUUGAAAAGAUAUUAAGAUUGGCUGAGCUAUAUCCUGAUGAUUUUGAUAAAUAUUCUAUAGUUGACCUUCGUUUUAAGCUUGAGAAUUACAUUGUUGAUGUUCGGGAUCAUGACAAAAGGUUUUCUGAUUUUACGGGACUUGGUAAUCUUUCCAAGAAACUAGUAGAAACAAAGAAGCAUGGGACUUAUCCUCUUAUGUUCUGGCUAGUGAAAUUUGCUUUACUUUUGCCGGUUGCUACGGCUACGGUUGAAAGAGCUUUCUGUGUUGUUUGGUGCCUUAUAUAG